GCAGUAUUAUAGGUGUGUGAUGUAAAAUUUGCCAGAAGCUUCCUCAAUCCAUUAGAAUCGCGAUAUGGCUGCGAACUUGAUGCGAUGUGGCUGUACAGUGAUGAAAGUGUCGCAGACGCAGCUUCGCCAAAAUUUGGUGAGGAUUUCUGCGUUUCAUUGUGGUGCGACGCUUGCUGAUCGUGAUGUCGGGGGAAUCGAUCGGAAAGAUACACCGACCGUCCUGACUCCCAAUGAAGAACAAAUUCGUCAGAAACUUCUAAGGGAACCAACAAUAACGACCGAUGAACCGAUGUCGGUUUGGGAGGUCAGCGGUGUUCCUAAAGAACACAUCAAAGAACGUCUCGUAAGAAUCUAUAGCCCUGCCCGAAACGCCAUGCAGAGUGGUUCACACAAUACCCAUCAUUGGAAAAUCGAAUUCGACUCCAGGGAACGCUGGGAAAAUCCCCUAAUGGGAUGGACCUCUACUGGUGAUCCGUUAUCCAACACGCAAGUGAAAUUCGAUUCAAAAGAAGCUGCGAUACAGUUUUGCGAGAAAAAUGGCUGGGCGUAUACCGUUGAUGAAAAAUUGUCCCCGAAACCAAAAAGUCGCUACAGAGUGUCUCCUUCCUUUUUGGAUCGUCUCGGCCUGACAGCGGAAUUGGCAGGUCAUGACGGCUGUGUUAAUUGCAUUGAGUGGAACGAUAAGGGAACAAUUCUUGCUUCCGGGUCUGACGACUACCAUGUCAUGCUGUGGGAUCCGUUUAGGAGGAAAUGCAUUUCCAAGUAUCAGACAGAUCAUUGCGGUAAUAUCUUCUCGGUCAAGUUCCUGCCAGGAUCCAUGGACCGAACUAUCGCGACGUCAUCUGCCGAUACAGAAGUUCACGUUCAUGACCUUGAAAAGGCGGAAACCAUUUUUCGGUGUUCCUGCCACACAGGGCGAGUGAAGCGAUUGGCUGUUGCACCAGACACUCCAUAUUUGCUCUGGAGCGCUGGAGAAGAUGGAUUCAUAAUGCAAUUCGACAUGCGUACUCCCCACGUCUGCUUCCGGCCACCGUCUUCUCCAACGUAUGGUCCCCAAAAUGCUGGUGAUGCCGAUAAUAACGAAGAUCCCUUGCAUCAAGAACAACGGCAUCCUGCUUCAACAUUCAUCAACUUGGCGGACCUGAUCAGUAACUCAGUUGAAGCGAAGUGCAUCAGUGUUAAUCCUGUUCGACCGGAGUACCUGGCAAUUGGUGCAAAUGACCCUUUCGUUCGUAUCUACGAUCGCCGAAUGUUGCCUCCUAGUCCAAUCUCAUCAGCAGGGUUGAGCGAAAAUCCUGGCUGUGUUCGGUAUUUCAGUCCUGGUCAUCUGGAUCAUAAGACAGAAUCUCGUACUUACCGGAGUUUGAACGUUACGUAUAUUGCGUUUAGUCCUGACGGAAGCGAGCUCAUUGCGAACAUCGGCGGAGAACACAUCUAUCUGUUCGAAGUAGAUUCGUCUCUAGUUUUCGAUCCGGAUCGGACUCAGGUCUUGGACACUUCGAUUAUCCGCCAAUUCAAAUCCGAUGAUAGCGUUGGGGGAAGCACUGUUAACAACAUGUACGCGCAAUGGGAAGCCAGUCGUGCGAGUCGUCCGUGUGCAGCUCCUUCCCGCAUUUCCAGCGAACUGGAGGAAAAAGCCGAACAAUUAUUUGAAGAUGGCGAUCUUGUGCGUGCUAUAGAAGUCUUUAAUGAAGCAAUUGUGAUGAAACCUGAUGCUGCCGGAAUAUACGGAUACAGAGCCGCGGUUUAUAUGAAAAGAAAGUGGGACGGAGAUUUGUAUGCAGCUUUGAUUGAUUGCUGCCAUGCUUUAAAGUUGGAUGACAGCGAUUUCAAAGCCCAUUUUCGGUUGAUCCGUUGUUUCUUGGAGUUGAGAAUGCUUAACGAAGCCAUGGACUGUUUGAAAGUUUUCAAGUCGAAAUACCCUGAACAGUGUGAAGGAACAGCAUUCCGAACGCUAUUAGAAGACAUGCAGUCUGCCAAAGACGAAUUACAACUGCUCAACUCUUCGUCGUCGUCCUCUUCAUCCAGUACGAGUAGCCGAGUGGGAUUUGGAGUUCGCUGGAUGCCCAGAUUGAGUCCCAGGGAUUUCGCCAAUGCAUCUGAAGACGUCGAAAGUGACCACGAAGCGGACGGUUCGGUAAUAUCCGAUGCAGGGCGCCAAUUCCAGCUUUGUUUCGAACCUAUGAGUGGCGAAAAAUUGCCAAAAGAUGAAGCAAAUCUGGAGUCCAAAUUGAGAUCUCUAGCCAAGGAUUACCUGUAUCGAUAUUGUGGUCAUUGCAACACCACAACCGAUAUUAAAGAAGCGAAUUUCUUCGGCGGGAAAGAUGGGUUCAUCGUCGCUGGUUCAGAUGAAGGAUAUAUCUUCAUUUGGGAUCGUAAAACGACAAAUAUUCGGAAAGUUUUGAGAGGCGACGAUUCCAUUGUCAACUGCCUGCAACCACAUCCGACGUGCUGCAUGCUGGCUACUUCAGGGAUCGAGCCUGUCAUCAGAAUUUGGACGCCACGAGCCGAUGAUGACAAUGACGGCAGAGUGGUGACGGAUAUCGUAGGCUCAGCUUCCGCGAAUCAAAGACGCAUGAAAACGGAUCCAAUCGAAAUAAUGCUUCGAGGCUUUGCCGCUGCAGCGGAGUUCGACGAUGAUCCUCCUCGUCAAGGGUUACCGUUUCCCCUGACGUGCCGGCCGAGCUAA
Notodromas monacha is the source of this 2689-nucleotide messenger RNA. NCBI's taxonomy places the organism in Eukaryota, Metazoa, Arthropoda, Ostracoda, Podocopida, Cyprididae. The record is from the annotation of a GenBank genome assembly.